Messenger RNA from Telopea speciosissima, 787 nucleotides. RefSeq names its product OVARIAN TUMOR DOMAIN-containing deubiquitinating enzyme 12-like. Gene Ontology annotation, molecular function: cysteine-type deubiquitinase activity. NCBI's taxonomy places the organism in Eukaryota, Viridiplantae, Streptophyta, Magnoliopsida, Proteales, Proteaceae. Gene Ontology annotation, biological process: protein deubiquitination. The record is from RefSeq and is a predicted model, not a curated record. The coding region runs from base 23 to 628 and encodes 201 amino acids. The transcript is spliced from 9 exons.
UGAUGAUGUUGAGGACGACAGGAUGAUUGCUGUUGUACUUUCAGAAGAAUAUGCUAAAUUAGAUGGUGCAGUUACUAGACGCCUUUCUAACCCUGCACUUAUUCCUAAAUUUCAGCGUGUUCCAUGGAUAAAUUCUUACAUUUCGGAUGUAAGUGAGGCCGGCUUGGAUCACCAACGGCUGCUCCACAGGUUGCAUGUUUAUGGCUUGUGUGAAGUGAAGGUCUCAGGGGAUGGAAAUUGUCAGUUCCGUGCACUUUCGGAUCAAAUGUACAAGUCUCCUGAGCAUCACAAGUAUGUUCGGAAAGAGGUUAUAAAGCAGCUUAAAGACAACCGUUCUUUGUAUGAAGGCUAUGUCCCCAUGAAGUACAAACACUAUUACAAGAAAAUGGCAAAAUCUGGUGUAUGGGGAGACCAUCUUACCCUACAAGCAGCUGCUGAUAAGUUUGUGGUGAAGAUAUGUCUCCUAACUUCAUUCAGAGAUACCUGCUUUAUUGAAAUUAUGCCCCUGAACCAGGCUCCUUGGCAAGAGUUGUGGUUAAGUUUCUGGGAAAUACAUUACAAUUCACUAUAUGAAAUACGAGAUGCUCCCAUUCAGUGUAAGCCUAGGAGGAAAUACUGGUUGUUCUAGGGCUCGGGAUUGAUUCUGUCCAUGUUACAUUUGGAGGUUGUGCAUACACACUCUGUAUAGUACCGCACCUUCUUUUUUUUUUAAUGUAUGUAGUUCAUCCUGUAAUUUGACCAUAUCUUUUCUCUGUAUAAAUCUGUUUGUUUUCUUGUUCAGGCCGUG